AUGGCUGCUAUGUAUGAAGCUGAAGCUAAGAAAGGUGAAAUUUAUGAACUUAAAGCUGAAUUAAAUAGUGAUAAACGUGAUCGUAAAAAGGAAGCUGUAAAAAAGGUUAUUGCAAGUAUGACAGUUGGAAAAGACGUCAGUCAACUCUUUCCUGAUGUUGUCAACUGUAUGCAAACAGAUAAUCUUGAAUUAAAAAAACUUGUUUAUCUCUAUUUAAUGAAUUAUGCUAAAACACAACCAGAAAUGGCUAUUUUAGCUGUUAAUACUUUCGCAAAAGAUUGUAAUGAUCCAAAUCCAUUAAUUCGUGCAUUAGCUGUACGUACAAUGGGUUGCAUACGUGUAGAUAAAAUAACUGAACAUUUAUGUGAACCAUUACGUAAAUGCUUAAAAGAUGAAGAUCCAUAUGUUCGAAAAACAGCUGCUGUUUGUGUAGCAAAAUUAUAUGAUAUUAAUCAACAACUUGUUGAUGAUCAAGGUUUUCUUGAUAUGUUAAGAGAUUUAUUAUCAGAUUCAAAUCCUAUGGUUGUUGCAAAUGCUGUUGCAGCAUUAAGUGAAAUAGCUGAACAAUCACCACAUGCAAAAGUUUUCGAUUUAAAUGGACCAACUAUUAAUAAACUUUUAACAGCACUUAAUGAAUGUACUGAAUGGGGACAAGUUUUUAUACUUGAUGCUAUUGCUAAUUAUUCACCGAAGGAUGAUAAAGAAGCACAAAGUAUUUGUGAACGUAUAACACCACGUCUAGCUCAUGCAAAUGCUGCUGUUGUUCUAUCGGCUGUUAAAGUUUUAAUGAAAUUUCUUGAAUUAAUCGAUCAACAUAGUGAAUUUGUACAAAAUUUACAUCGUAAAUUAGCACCACCAUUAGUGACACUUUUAUCAGCUGAACCUGAAAUUCAAUAUGUUGCAUUACGUAAUAUUAAUUUAAUUGUACAAAAACGUCCGGAUAUAUUAAAAAAUGAAAUGAAAGUUUUCUUUGUUAAAUAUAAUGAUCCAAUUUAUGUUAAACUUGAAAAACUUGAUAUAAUGAUACGUUUAACUAAUGCAACAAAUAUUGCACAAGUUUUAGCUGAAUUAAAAGAAUAUGCAACUGAAGUUGAUGUAGAUUUUGUUCGUAAAUCUGUACGUGCUAUUGGUCGAUGUGCAAUUAAAGUUGAACAAGCAGCUGAAAGAUGUGUUAGUACAUUAAUUGAUCUCAUACAAACAAAAGUUAAUUAUGUUGUACAAGAAGCUAUUGUUGUUAUUAAAGAUAUUUUUCGAAAAUAUCCAAAUAAAUAUGAAAGUAUCAUAGCAACAUUAUGUGAAAAUCUUGAUUCACUUGAUGAACCUGAAGCUCGUGCAUCAAUGAUUUGGAUUAUUGGUGAAUAUGCUGAACGUAUUGAUAAUGCUGAUGAAUUACUCGAGGGUUUUCUUGAUGGUUUUAAAGAUGAAAAUAGUCAAGUACAAUUACAAUUAUUAACAGCUAUUGUUAAAUUAUUUCUUAAAAAACCAACUGAAACACCACAAGAAUUAGUUACACGUGUUUUAACACUUGUUACACAAGAAACCGAUAAUCCUGAUUUACGUGAUCGUGGUUAUAUUUAUUGGCGUCUUUUAUCCACAGAUCCAAAAGCAGCUAAAGAAGUUGUUCUAGCUGAAAAACCACUUAUAUCAGAAGAAACUGAUUUACUUGAACCAACACUUCUUGAUGAACUUAUUUGUCAUAUAGGAACAUUAGCAUCUGUUUAUCAUAAACCACCAAAUGCAUUUGUUGAAGGUCGACAUACAUUAAAAAAAAAUCUUCCAUUACGUUCAGGUAUUGAUGGUGCUGGUGGUGACGAUGAUGACACAACUGGUCAAGAUAUUAUGUCAACAAAUCAUCAACAACAACAAGUUGUUAUUAGUGCAAAUGUUGGUUCAUUAAUUGAUGAUUUUGAUAUAUUAGGACCAAUGCCAAAUACAUCACAUCCAACAACAAAUAUUGGUGGACAAACACAGCCAAGAGCACCAUCAACUGUACCGAAUCUACUUGAUGAUGAACUUUCAUCAAUUCUUGCAACGGAUACAAAUAUUGGUGGGGCUCAAACACCUCAAUCUCAAAUACCAAUAAUGAAUUUAGCAGCAGCAGCAGCACCAACAACAACUUCACUUCCAAUGACUCAAACAACGAAAGGUGGAAAUUUACUUGAUGAUUUGUUUGGUGAUUUAAAUUUAGGUGGAACUGGUUCGGGACUUUUAUAUUCCAAUACAAAUACUUUUGCUUUACCUAAAGAAAUUUGGUUAAGUGCUCAAAAAGGUAAAGGUCUUGAAGUAUCCGGCACAUUUGCUCGUCGUAACAAUCAAAUUGUAAUGGAAAUGGAUUUUACAAAUAAAGCAUUACAAUCAAUGAGUGAUUUUGCAUUACAACUUAAUCGUAAUAGUUUUGGUUUAACACCUGCUCAACCAUUACAAGUAACAAGUCCAUUAUUUCCAAGCCAAAGUGUUUCAACACAAUUAAUAUUAAAUUCAAAUGGACCAAUUAUGAAAAUGGAUCCAUUAACAAAUCUUCAAAUUGCUAUUAAAAAUAAUGUUGAUGUUUUUUAUUUUGCAUGUAUUGUACCAAUACAUGUUUAUUUUACUCAAGAUAAUGAAAUGGAUAAAAUGGCAUUUGUUCAAACAUGGCAAGAAAUACCUGAAAGUAAUGAAAUAAAACAUCAAUUACAAAAUGUUAAUGGAUUAUCAAUUGAAGAUUUACAAAAUAAAUUACAUUUAAAUAAUAUUCAUACAGUAACAAGAACAAUUAUUGAACAAAAAGAAAUGCUUUAUCAAACAAUUAAAUUAACUAAUGGAAUAGUUAUACUUGCUGAAUUGAAAAUUACACCAGGAAAUCGAACGAUAGCGUUUUCACUUAAAACAAAAGUUCCAGAUGUAGCAACUUUAGUUGUUCAUGCAUAUGAACUUAUUCUUGGUAGCAACUAG
Messenger RNA from Rotaria sp. Silwood2, 2931 nucleotides. The record is from the annotation of a GenBank genome assembly. NCBI's taxonomy places the organism in Eukaryota, Metazoa, Rotifera, Eurotatoria, Philodinida, Philodinidae.